AUGGACUGGGAUGCGGGUCGCAUCUCUUCGGUGGGCAUGGAAACCGCCCAGACCUCCGACGCCCGACAAACGUCAAGUCCAGCAGCUCUUCAGCGUCGUCUAUUGUCGUUUCUGCGUGGGUUCCGUGUCGGUCCUUUGUUCUACUACCGUGAGCAGCUGUUGGCCAACGCCCGUCGCCACCACUGGUUUGUGACGGUGCAUUUGUCUCACGUCGUAGCUUUCGACCAGGAGCUACAAGAUCUGCUGCUCAAGAGCCCCAAAGAGCAACUGCCCCUUCUAGAAAGUGCAGCAAAGGAAAUGUUGGCGCAACUGCUCGUUUCCUCCCAAGAGUCGUCGGUUGCCGCAAUGGGUGAUUCGUCAUCAUCAGAUGCAACUUCAGCCGUAAAGAGCAACUUGCCUGACAUCCAAGCUAUUCUUAGCAGUGACCAAGCCCUAGUACCUCUUCGGCAUGUGCAUGCCCAGGAAAUCAAUCGGCUGGUGAAAGUUCCCGGUAUCGUAAUCAGCGCGACACGAGUGCGCACUAAGUGCGUUUCCGCAACACUUCGUUGUCGCAACUGUGGCCACACGAAGCGAGUUGCUGCUUCAGGAAUGGGUGGCGUGAGUAUCCCCCGCUCGUGUGACCGCAAUCGAGACGACGAGAAUGCGGCAACGCCCGGUGAAAGGUGUCCGAAUGAUUCGUAUUCAGUCUUGCCGGACAAAGGUGAUUACGUCGACCAGCAGACGCUCAAGUUGCAGGAGAAUCCCGAAGUCGUUCCGACCGGUGAAAUGCCGCGCAACUUGGCGUUGAUUGCUGAUCGCCAUUUGGUUGACAGGGCAUCGCCUGGCACGCGCGUGUCGGUUGUAGGCAUCACGUCCGUCAUCAAUGCGGGAAGCAAAAACAUCGGCGCUGUUGCAAUUCGCACGCUCUAUCUGCGUGUCGUGGGUCUUGAAAUUGACGAAGAAGGGGCUGGACGAGCCAAAGCAACGUUUUCCCCCGCGGAAGAAGAGAAAUUCCACGAAAUGGCGCGAGAUCCAUAUGUUUAUGAGAAACUCGCCGCCAGUAUUGCGCCAUCAAUUUACGGCGACUAUACCGUCAACAUGAAAAAAGCCAUCGCGUGUUUACUCGUGGGGGGGUCACGGAAACGAUUACCAGAUGGUAUGAUCUUACGGGGGGACAUCAACGUGCUCUUAUUGGGCGACCCGAGUACCGCAAAAUCACAAUUUCUGAAAUUUACCGAAAAAAUCGCUCCCGUUGGAGUCUACACAUCCGGUAAAGGCAGUAGCGCCGCCGGGUUAACAGCGUCGGUGAUCCGCGAUGCCAAAGGCGAGUUCUACCUCGAAGGAGGCGCCAUGGUCCUCGCGGAUGGCGGUGUCGUGUGCAUUGACGAGUUUGAUAAAAUGCGAGAAUCCGAUCGGGUCGCGAUCCACGAAGCGAUGGAACAGCAGACGAUUUCGAUUGCCAAAGCAGGGAUUACCACGAUCUUGAACUCGCGAGCCAGCGUCUUGGCAGCUGCCAACCCCGUGUUUGGUCGGUACGACGACAUGCGCUCCGCGUCUGAAAAUAUCGACCUCAUGAGCACGAUUUUGAGUCGUUUCGACAUGAUUUUCAUUGUGCGGGACAUCCAGGACGAUACGAGGGACCGGCAGAUGGCGGCGCACGUUGUUCGAAUGCACUCGAACGCUUUCGCGUCCGCCACUGGCGUCUCGUCGGCCAAUGAGAAGGCAACAACGACUGGCUCGAAGAAUGAGAUUGAUCCGUGGUUACUUAAGAAAUACUUCACCUACUGUCGGACGCGGUGUGCGCCCCGUCUAUCGGUCGGAGCCGCACAGACGCUGCAGGACUUUUAUGUGGGGGUACGAGACGACGUCCGACGAACACAGGGCGGGGAAACGACGAUCCCAGUGACGGUCCGUCAACUUGAAGCUCUUGUCCGGAUUUCUGAGUCGCUGGCAAAGAUGCGGUUGCUGAAUGAAGCUACGCGGGAGCACGUGCAGGAGGCGAUUCGUCUGUUUAGCGUGAGUACAAUGAACGCUGCCAAGGACGGCGGGACGCAGGGACUUUUCGGCAGCUUCCAUGAGAAAGCGCACGAGGUGGAGCAGAGUAUUUACCGGACGCUGCGGAUUGGAACGCGCGUGGAGACGAGUGCUUUGUAUAGUCGUUUGGAAGCUCAGGGGUACAAUCCUAAUGCUAUUCAGCGAGCUAUUCGAGCGAUGGUUCAGAAGGGAGCUCUGCGACAAUUGAGCCAGUACAAGUUUGUAUCGCGCGUCAAGUAG
Peronospora matthiolae is the source of this 2253-nucleotide messenger RNA. The record is from the annotation of a GenBank genome assembly. NCBI's taxonomy places the organism in Eukaryota, Oomycota, Peronosporomycetes, Peronosporales, Peronosporaceae.